Molecule: messenger RNA, 1517 nt
Organism: Phaedon cochleariae (mustard beetle)
Lineage: Eukaryota; Metazoa; Arthropoda; Insecta; Coleoptera; Chrysomelidae
Source: the annotation of a GenBank genome assembly
GAGUUUUAUAUUGAAGUUCUAUGCUAUCCAUGUUCUUGUUCCUAACCUAACUUUUAUAUUUAAUAUCAGAUUUGCGAUUUAUCUCUUUGGGGCCACAAAGAAUCAUUACAAAAUGACUACUUUGGAAGAACCCAUUAAAUUGAAGGACCUUAUGGAAGAUGGGGCCAUAUUCACGAUUAAAGCCCAGGACGGUGAGAAUGCGGAUGAACCCAACGAGGAGGACGACGAAUACGAGAAAAAUGUGUUGAAUUUCUUGAACAUGCAGGUUGCAGGCGAGUUUGCUGAUGAUGACACUUAUGUGGAAGGAACACCAUUUGAAAAAAUAAGCCAAAAGAUGAUUAAACUGUUAGGAAACGGCGCUAUCAAAAAACGCAUACUGAGAGAUGGUUAUGGUGAGAAGCCACAAGAUGGAUCUCUUGUGAGGAUUCAUUAUAAUGCCUACAUUGAGUUGACUGCAGAACCAUUUGAUUCUACCUAUGCUAGAAAAAAACCACACCAGUUCACCAUCAAUGCAGGUGAAGUUAUCCCUGGGUUGGACAUUUCAGUCCAAAGUAUGAGAAUACAUGAGAAAUCUCAAUUUCUAAUUAGACCUGAGUAUGCUUAUGGGCCUUUAGGCUGCCUGAAUAGAGUUCCAGCCAAUACUGAGGUACUUUUUGAGAUUGAGUUAUCUGAAAUUGUGAAUGUAGGUGCUUCAACAACCUUCCUUACCCUGCCCAAUGAUGAACAGAAGCAGUUCAGCAAUGUUUACCAAUACUGUUUAGCUUUGUGUGCCAAAGCCAAAGAUUUGUAUAACAAAGACAUAAAGUUAUCCAUAAGAGAAUAUAACACUGCAGUUGGGAGGUUGGAAGUUUGUCACUUGGCAGACUAUGAGGACCAGAAAAAGCAACAAGAAUUAUUGUUGAAGCUCUACAGCAAUCUUCUGGUUUGCUAUACAAGAGUUGAAGAACCCAAAAAAGGUUGUAUAAAUUUCAAUAAGAUAAGGGAACUAGUUAAAGGUACAGAUCUCAAAAUAUCUGCCAAAUGUUAUUUCAACAAUGCUAAAUGUAUCAGAAUGUUGGGUGAUUAUGAUAGAGCAAAGGAACGUUUGGAUAUUGCCUACAAAAUGGAGCCCCACAAUGCAGAUAUCCUCAAUGAGAUGGUCAAUUUAGACAAUGAGAGGAAAACUUACCAUAAGAAGCAAAUUGAAUUGAGUAAAGCUAUGCUGAACAGUGGACAAAAAUAAUGACUAUACUCACAGAGUUUCACUACAUUUUGUAGAUUCCAUUUAUCCAAGUUUUUGUAAUUUAGGUAUAUCUGUCAUAAAGGAAAUCCAAUUUUUUGAUUUGGAGGAUUUUUUUCAUUGCUUACCAUGUCUGAUGUUAGAAUGGUACCAUGAAAUAGGGUUACUUGUGGAGCUUGGGACAAAUUCACUUUCACUUUUUCAAUAAUGUGGUGAUAGAUCAAAGUUUUUAGAGAUGCAAAGUAACAAUUUAUGAGUAAAAAAUUUCUUUCAUAUGCAUUUAACCUAUAAAUCACCA